GGAGAAGCGCUUCAGUAGUUCACUCUCGUCAGCGUUUUUACUAGAGCAAUUAGCAGCAAUAUCAAUUGUUCGGAAUGGAGCUCUGUACAUCCCUCGCCAUCUCCAACCUUUCCCAGAAAAGACUCUUUGCUCCAAGUUCCUCUCCGCUAGGCUUUACAGCUUCUCUGCCUCCCAAGAAAACCACAAUCUCUUACAGAAAUUCAGGAUUGCUCAAUUUCUCUUCCCCUCUGCUGAGAGCAACAACCUCUGAAGAAACUUCAACUAGAAUAGAUGGGAAGUCAAGAGAAGAGAGUGAUGGAGUAAUAACAAUGGAGGAAACUCCAGCAAAUGGAAUAAGGGGUCCGUAUGAAGGAAUGCCUUCAGAAGAAUCCAAAGAAGCGCCUACUGGGGAACAGAUGCAGAUCUUUGAGCUUUUGGACAAGCUUAAUGUAAAGUUGGAUUCAGAAGAUACAUCCCCACUUCUCCUAUAUGGAAGUGGUGCUUUGGUCGUGCUGUGGUUAACAUCAGCCUUGGUCGGUGCUGUUGAUUCUAUUCCUCUGUUUCCAAAGCUGUUGGAAGUUGUGGGCCUUGGCUACACAAUCUGGUUCAGUUAUCGUUAUCUGAUCUUUAAGAAAAAUAGAGAGGAGUUGUUUGCGAAAAUAGAAGAGCUUAAGCAGGAGAUUCUCGGGUCGACCCGCGAUUGAUCUGCCUGGAGUUGGUGCUAGUAACCUUUCCAUACACUUUUUUGGUUUGUUGGUUUUGUGAAGGGAACCAUA
Molecule: messenger RNA, 755 nt
Organism: Telopea speciosissima
Lineage: Eukaryota; Viridiplantae; Streptophyta; Magnoliopsida; Proteales; Proteaceae
Product: protein CURVATURE THYLAKOID 1D, chloroplastic-like
Exons: 5
Coding region: 75-683 (202 amino acids)
Cellular component (GO): thylakoid; chloroplast thylakoid membrane
Source: RefSeq, a predicted model, not a curated record